This is a messenger RNA of Linum tenue, 4717 nucleotides long. NCBI's taxonomy places the organism in Eukaryota, Viridiplantae, Streptophyta, Magnoliopsida, Malpighiales, Linaceae. The record is from the annotation of a GenBank genome assembly.
CCCCAUAUUUCCGCUUAUUUAAUUGCGCAAUUUGCUUUUCGUUUUCUUUGCACCGCACCUCCGUGGUAUCAAUUAUCAUCAUCGUCUACGUCGUUCUUUCUUUAGAAAUGUGUGGUAUUGUUUUCUGACCUUUCGCAAUCUGGAUCUAGGGUUUCCCCCCUCCGCUUCUCUUCUCCCCGGCCUCUCGUCGACACUUUCCUCCACCACCAGCUUAAAGCCUUAACAUCACAGCCAGAACAGAGACACAUACAAACAACAAAUCACAGAUCGCAAACCCUAGCUCCACCGUUUCCCCCACCCCCGCCGUCGCCGACGCCGACGACCUUUUUCCCCGUAUUACGAGACCUGAACCUUGGUAAUAUCCAAAGCAAUCGAAGAAGAUCGAUUCCGAUCGUCGGCGGUGCGAUUCGGAGUUAAACCAACGUGGGUUCUUCGUCAUCGAAUCAUAUUACUAUCAUCUUAAUUCUUAAACACGAUUUGAGCCUUAAAAGGAAAAUUUCCCCCCCUUCCAUCUUUUCCUUUUCUCUUGUUUUCUUUCUCUCUGCUGAGAAACUUGUCGAUCGAUUCGAUGUGGACGAAGGCCAGGACGAUGACGAGACUUGGGUUUCCGAUUGACUGACUUUGGGAUUUGACCGCUUGAAAAAGGAAACAAGUCUCCACUGAAAACCUAGGCUUUAAAAGAAAGGAAAUCGAAACCCCCUUGACCGAUUUUGUCGGUGAAGAGAUGAUGGGGAAAUCGGCGGUGGUGUAUAGAGGGGAGGAGUUGAUGGGGGAAGUAGAGAUUUACGCGCAGCAGAAGGAAGGAGAAGUGGUGGUGGAUGGAGAGAACAAGAGCUUCAACUUGAGGAACAAGAACAGGGUAAUUGACGAGAUACUGGUUUCCGGCAGGGAAAUCAGAAUAACCCACUUCUCCCCGGCGAGUGAGAGGUGCCCGCCGCUGGCGGUGUUGCAUACCAUUACCUCGACUGGGAUACUAUUCAAAAUGCAGCCCAGGAAUCUGCCGCUGCCUCAGCAGCAGCAGCUCACGCCGCUGCAUUUCCUGCACUCCACACUUAUCCAAGAGAACAAGACUGCAGUGAUGCGGGUAGGAGGGGAUGAGCUCCAUUUGGUCGCAAUGCAUUCCCGAACUAGCGAAAAGCCAUGUUUCUGGGGAUUCCUCGUUGCAGCAGGGCUGUAUGACUCAUCCCUUGUCAUGCUGAACUUGAGAUGCCUUGGCAUUGUAUUUGAUCUUGAUGAAACUCUAAUCGUUGCAAACACGAUGAGAUCUUUUGAAGAUAGAAUCGAUGCUCUGCAGAGGAAAAUAAGCACCGAGGUAGACCCACAGCGGGUUUCAGGUAUGCUGGCUGAAGUGAAGCGUUAUCAGGAUGACAAGAACAUAUUGAAGCAAUACGCUGAUAGUGAUCAGGUGACUGAUAAUGGGAAGGUGUUGAGAACUCAGUCUGAGAUAGUCCCUCCAGUUUCCGACAGCCAUCAGCCUAUAGUGCGUCCUUUGAUUCGGUUACCAGACAAAAACAUUAUUCUGACUCGCAUCAAUCCUCAGAUUCGUGACACAAGUGUUCUUGUGAGGUUGAGGCCUGCAUGGGAGGAUCUGAGAAGCUACUUGACUGCUAGAGGUCGUAAGCGUUUUGAAGUGUAUGUCUGCACAAUGGCUGAAAGAGACUAUGCUUUAGAAAUGUGGAGGCUACUUGAUCCAGAGUCAAAUUUAAUAAACUCAAAAGAACUUUUGGACCGCAUUGUGUGUGUCAAGUCUGGUCUAAGGAAGUCUUUGUUCAAUGUCUUCCAAGAUGGAACCUGUCAUCCUAAGAUGGCAUUGGUGAUUGAUGAUCGUUUGAAAGUUUGGGAUGAUAAUGAUCAAUCUCGGGUGCACGUUGUUCCUGCAUUUGCUCCAUAUUAUGCUCCCCAAGCUGAAGCAAAUAAUGAAAUUCCAGUUUUAUGUGUGGCAAGAAAUGUUGCAUGCAAUAUUAGAGGCGGUUUUUUCAAAGAUUUUGAUGAGGGUCUUCUGCAAAAAAUACCCGAGAUUUCAUACGAAGACAAUAUUUCAGAUAUUCCGUCUCCUCCUGAUGUGAGCAAUUACUUGGUUUCAGAGUCAUAUUGUCCAUACAAGGAUGACCCCUCAGCUUCAAGUGGAAACAGAGAUCCCCUUUCUUUUGAUGGUAUGGCAGAUGCUGAAGUUGAACGGCGACUAAAGGAAGUAGCUUCAACUUCUUCAGUCUUACCUCCAGCAGUUCCCACCCUGGACUCAAGGCUGGUAUCAUCUCUUUUCACGAUGGCGUCUUCUUCACGAUCAAUUCCACUGCCAACUACACAGCCAUCUGUCAUGCCAUUUUCUAAUGCACAGUUUGCUCCGGCACCUUCGUUAGUUAAACCUUUAGGUCAGGUUGGCCCUGCAGAUCCAAGUUUCUCUGGUUCUCCUGCUAGAGAAGAAGGUGAGGUUCCAGAAUCCGAGCUAGAUCCUGAUACGAGAAGGAGACUACUUAUAUUGCAACAUGGGCAAGAUUCGAGAGACUUGCCACCUGUUGAGCCUCCAUUUCCAGGAAGACCUCAGGUACAAGUUGCAGCCCCACGUGUGCAAUCUCGUGGAAGUUGGGUUCCGGCAGAGGAAGAGAUGAGUCCUAGACAGCUGAACAGACCGAUACCUAGAGAAUUUCCGCCGGAGCCUGUGCCAAUGCAUCUUGAAAAACACCGACCUCAUCAUCCCUCAUUUCCCCCUAAGGUUGAUACUUUUAUUCCACCUGAUAGAAUGGUUCAUGACAAUCAAAGAAUGCCAAAAGAGGUACCUUACAGAGACGACAGGCCAAGGUUAGGCCACACCUUGUCCAGUUACCAUUCUUUCCAAGGUGAGGCUAUACCAUCGAGUCGUUCAUCUAGCAACAGGGACCUUGACUUUCAAAUGGAAAGACCUGUUUCAACUGCAGAAUCUCCCGUUAGAGUGUUGCUGGAUAUUGCAGUGAAGUGUGGUACCAAGGUGGAUUUCAGGCAUUCGUUGGUUGCUAGCAGGGAUCUACAGUUCUCCACUGAGGUUUGGUUUGCAGGAGAUAAAGUUGGUGAAGGUAUUGGCAGGACUAGAAGAGAAGCCCAACGUGUGGCAGCUUUUGUUUCUCUGAAGACUCUUGCUACAUUGAAAAUGGAGUCACUUCAUGCCGUUGGAAAUCUGACAUUGGUGUGCACCAUGUUUAUGCAAGGUAUGUAUACUUCACGUUCGAUGCCAGAUUCUGUAUCUUUGCAUGGAGAUGCAGGGAGAUACUCUGGUGUCAACGAAAAUGGUUUCUCUGCUAAUGUUGGUUCAUUUGGCGAUCAAUCAGCUCCAAAGGAUGAUAUUGUAUCGUUUCCUCCCCUGGAUCCGAGGUUUGAAGGUUCUAAGAGAUUCUCGGGUUCAGUUACUGCUCUCAAAGAUUUUUGCAUGAUGGAAGGCCUUGGGAUGAGAUUUCUCCCAGAGACUCCCACGUCAGUUAAUUCUGAUGAAGUCUAUGCACAGGUUGAAGUAGAUGGACAGCUUAUGGGGAAGGGCAUUGGAUCUACAUGGGAUGAAGCUAGAAUGCAGGCUGCUGACAAGGCUCUUGGAAGUCUAAGAACAAUGUUUGGUCAAUCAACACCGAAGCGUCAGGUCUCCCCUAGGUCCUUGCAAGGGAUGUCAAACAAACGUAUGAAGCCAGAUUUCCCACGAAUGGUGCAGCAGCGGAUGCCUGCUUCUGCUCGAUACCCAAAGAAUGCCCCUGCUGUCCCUUGAAGAACCUUAUUAUGAUUCCCGCUUGUUCCAGUUUUGAUCUAGAGAAGCAAGCAAGUGUUGAAAAAAGAUCCUAAUCUACCAGUUGCAUAGUUGGAGGGCGUUUGGGUUGCCUUUUCCAUUGAUGAAGGAUCUGAAUUCAGCGGAAGCUUAUGGCCUGUUUGCUCUCUCGAGGCACAGAUGGCGGUCCGUGCCUGAAGCUCUCUCCCGAAUGCAACAGAUUCAGUUGCUUCUGCCUUGAUUGAAUGUUCUUCCUCCGCCACUAUCCGACAGCAGCCUUUUUGCCCAAUCGUCGGUGUGAUCAAUGCCAGUUGUGAAUCGUGAUUGACGAAUGCCAUCCAUCUGCAAAGCAGGCAGUGGCCGGAAGAAACAUAUUUGAUUUCGGAAGAUGUUUAUGUAUAUUGAUAAACAUGAGCAGGGAAGCAGCAAUCGGGCAAAUCGCAGCCAAGCUCCAUUUCCAGACCACUGAUCCCAACCUCUUCGACGGUGUUCGUGUAAAGCCCUGUAGAUUAACCCUGGAAGCUGCUGCAUGGGGUUGCUGCCUUGCAGUGCAGUUCAGCUUUGAUCUCGAUCAUUGUGCAGUGGUGUCACUUUAAGGUUGUAACCGCGCGGCAGAUUGAAAUGUCCUCCAUGACCAUGUGGAGAGCUCUGUAGUAUACCAGAAUUGCUAGUCUUGUAGUGUAGGUGUAUUGUUAUCUGGGUUGAUUGCCCAGAAUUGGUUGUAGGGUAUUUUAUAGCCGGGGAGAAUAUUAAUGGGCUGGAUCUUUGUAAUAGUUAUAAAGCCCAAAGUGACGAGCAGGCCCAUGAUCAUCGGCAAUACCCGACACGUCGCCCAUCGGAAAUGCGCAAGGGGUAUAAGUGUAAUUUGAUAUUUAGAUUAUUUUAGUGUCGUUGUAAAGAAGAGAGCCAGGAAAUGUUCUCUUUGCAGAAUUUUCUGGAUUUAAUAUCAGCUUGUAAUGUAAAAAUUCGUUUCAUUUUAAUUUUAUUCUGCUC